Molecule: messenger RNA, 842 nt
Organism: Actinia tenebrosa (Australian red waratah sea anemone)
Lineage: Eukaryota; Metazoa; Cnidaria; Anthozoa; Actiniaria; Actiniidae
Source: RefSeq, a predicted model, not a curated record
GCAAUCUAGUCAACACUAGAAGUCAAGACUGAGAAUAAUAUAGAUAAAUAUUCAAAACGAUAUAUACAAACAAGAGAAAUGAAGAUUUCAACAUCACUGAUAAUGCUCCUAUGGUUUUGUCUUUAUGAUAACACAAAGUCGGCCCCUGCUCCAUUGCAACCAAAGGAAAAACAAAAUGAGUAUAAUCUUCAAUUGAAACUUAACAAUGGACACGUGUUGAAUGAGAAGGUAAAAAUUGACCCAGUUGCUGGAACAGAGUAUUUUCGAGUUCCAAGCCACGGUAGUAAGGACGAGAUUGAGGUCAUGCAAGACUUUUCUAAGAAAUUGACUAUGAUACACGAGAAAUCUGAAAAUGCCUGUUACCUUUCCAAAUUGACGACAGAGGCUUCUCCAGACGAUCUAAAAGCGGCUAUUGAGAGCAAAUUACGUGAAGAUAACGAACUGGAAUUAAGGGAAAUCACGACCUGGAGAGUGGACAAAGAUUUCACCCAGCGAUCUCUUCUAAAUGAAGAGAUGGCGAUGAUGUGUGCUCGAAGCUCAAUCUACUGGAUACAAAAGAUCGAGGAGACUGGGUCGGUGAGACAGUCACGUGACACAGGUCAUUCCCGUGUACGGCGAGCCUCACCCUGUGCUAAGAAUCGCAUCUGUUGGUAUGAAUUUCAGUUUAAAUUGAUCAAACGCGAUGGUAAAACAUUUUUUACUAAGAUAAGAGUGAAGAAAUGUAAACUGAUUUCUUGCUGAGCCAUUAGAAAGAAAAAAAUAUAGAGGAUAUUACAUGAGCGCGCGGAGAUACGAAUUUUAUCUUCGAGUGUUCAAUUGAUAUCUCACGAGUGAGCGAGGCG